CAAUUAUUCACUUUCUUUACAGCAAACAAACGCCUCUUUCUCUCUCUAUCUCUUGAACACUUUUUCUUUCUUUUCAUCACCAUUUCACUUCAAUUUCUCUCUACUGGACUCACCUCAUUGUCAUCUUCAAGUGAGAGAAAGAGCUUAAAGAGAUCUUCCAAGAUUGCCAGCUACAAAAGUUUUGUCUUUUGAGGAAAUCCGCUCAACUGCACGUGUGAUUUUGGACGUCUUUAUACUUUCUGGAAGGAUAACAAUAAAAAUAUCAAACAAUGUCUGGAUCAGCGAAAGCUCUGGAACCUGCAUUUCAAGGGGCGGGGCAGAGAAUAGGGACCGAAAUAUGGAGAAUUGAGAACUUCCAGCCUGUGGCUUUACCAAAAUCUGACUAUGGAAAAUUCUACUCAGGCGAUUCAUACAUUGUCUUGCAGACAACUGCUGGAAAGGGAGGUGCUUAUCUAUAUGAUGCUCAUUUCUGGCUUGGAAAAGAUACAAGCCAGGAUGAAGCUGGAACUGCAGCUAUUAAAACUGUUGAACUUGAUGCCGUUCUUGGUGGCCGAGCUGUGCAACACAGGGAGCUCCAAGGCUUUGAAUCUGAAAAGUUUUUGUCUUACUUCAAGCCAUGCAUUGUACCCCUGGAAGGUGGUGUUGCAUCUGGUUUUAAGAAGCCAGAGGAGGAAGAGUUUGAAAUACGAUUAUAUAUUUGUAAAGGGAAGCGAAAUGUUAGGUUGAAGCAGGUCCCCUUCUCCCGUUCUUCACUAAAUCAUGACGAUGUGUUUAUCCUUGAUACCAAAGAGAAGAUUUUUCAAUUCAAUGGUGCCAACUCCAGCAUCCAGGAAAGGGCCAAGGCUUUGGAAGUGAUUCAAUAUUUCAAGGAUAAGUAUCAUGAGGGGAAGUGCGAUGUUGCAAUAGUUGAUGAUGGGAAGCUGCAGACUGAAUCAGAUUCUGGCGAAUUUUGGGUCAUCUUUGGUGGGUUUGCACCAAUUAGCAAAAGGACCCUUACUGAGGACGAUGUUAUUCCUGAGAAGACCGCACCUAAACUUUACAGCAUCAUUGAUGAUCAGGUGAAGCCUGUAGAUGGCGAACUUACCAAAUCUAUUUUGGAAAAUAACAAAUGCUAUUUAUUGGACUGUGGUGCUGAGAUAUUUAUUUGGUUUGGCCGUGUAACUCAAAUAGAGGAAAGGAAAGCUGCCACCCAGGCAGUGGAGGAAUUCAUAAGCAGCCAAAAUAAGCCAAAAUCAACACGUAUAACUAGAGUUAUUCAAGGUUAUGAAACACAUUCAUUUAAGUCCAGUUUUGAUUCCUGGCCAUCUGUAUCAACACCCUCUACUGGCGAGGAAGGAAGAGGAAAAGUUGCAGCUUUGCUGAAGCAGCAAGGUGGUGGUGUCAAGGGAAUGACUAAGGCUGCUCCAGUAAAUGAGGAGGUUCUACCACUGCUCGAAGGUGGUGGAAAAAUUGAAGUAUGGCGCAUUAAUGGCAGUGCCAAGACUCCUGUGCCCAAGGAGGAUAUUGGUAAAUUUUAUAGUGGAGACUGCUAUAUUGUCCUAUACAGUUAUCAUUCCGGCGAUAAGAAAGAAGAUUACUAUCUGUGCUGCUGGAUUGGAAAGGAUAGCAUUGAGGAUGAUCAAAAGAUGGCAGCUCGACUAGCUACUACCAUGUGCAAUUCACUAAAGAGUAGACCUGUGCAGGGUCGGAUAUAUCAGGGGAAAGAACCACCACAAUUUGUUUCCAUCUUCCAGCCAAUGGUUGUCCUUAAGGGGGGAAUGAGUUCUGGGUACAAAAACUAUGUGGCAGACAAAGGCUUAAAUGAUGAAACAUACACCACAGAAUCUGUUGCACUUAUCAACAUAUCUGGGACUUCCAUACACAACAACAAAGUAGUUCAGGUGGAUGCGGUUGCUACAUUGCUGAAUUCUUAUGAAUGUUUUAUUCUGCAAUCUGGUUCAUCUAUGAUUAUUUGGCAUGGGAAUCAAAGCACCUUUGAGCAGCAGCAGUUAGCUGCAAAAAUUGCCGACUUCUUAAAGCCUGGAGCUGCUGUCAAGCAUACUAAAGAAGGAACAGAGAAUUCUGCUUUCUGGUUUGCUUUAGGAGGGAAACAAAGCUAUACCAGCAAAAAAGUAUCUCAAGAGAUUACCAGGGAUCCACAUUUGUUUACAUUUUCUUUCACAAAAGAAGGAAAAAUUGAGAUUGAAGAAGUUUACAACUAUUCUCAAGAUGAUUUGCUGACUGAGGAUAUAUUGAUACUUGAUACACAUGCUGAAGUGUUUGUUUGGGUUGGUCAAGCAGUUGAAACCAAUGAGAAGCAAACUGCAUUCGAAAUUAGCCAGAAAUACAUAGACUCUGCUGUGGCUCUUGACGGCUUAUCUCCUUAUGUUCCUUUGUACAAAGUCUCCGAGGGAAAUGAGCCUGUCUUCUUCACCACAUAUUUUUCAUGGGAUCCUGCUAAAGUAACUGCAACUGGAAAUUCGUUCCAGAAGAAGAUUAUGCUGCUUUUUGGGACAGGUCAAAACGUGGAGGAAAAGUCGAAUGGGUCAAAUCAAAGUGGUGGACCAACUCAAAGAGCCUCAGCAUUAGCUGCCUUGAAUUCUGCUUUUAGACCUUCUUCUGGCACCAAAAGUCCUUCAACAACUCCUAGAUCUGCAAAUUCAACUCCUAGAUCAGCAGGAUCAGGUCAAGGAUCGCAAAGAGCUGCUGCAGUGGCUGCAUUAUCUCAAGUUCUUACAGCUGAAAAGAAACCAUCUCCAGAUGCCUCGCCCAUUCGAUCAGCUCGCACCCCUCCACCAGAAACCAAUUCUCCUGCAGCUGAAACAAAGAGCCAAGAUGCUUCAGAAAUAGAAGAUCCAAAAACAGCUUCAGAGAUUGUCGAUAUAAAAGUCAAUAAUAAUAAUAAUAAUACAGUAGAAGAAACUGUCUCAGAAAGCAAUGGUGCAAAUUCAGAACCGAAGCAAGAAGAAGUUGUAGAGCAGGAGGAAGAGAAUGUUACCGAAAGUGGUCAAAGUUUCUUCAGCUAUGAAGUUCUUAAGGCACAUUCCGAAAAUCCAGUUACUGGAAUUGAUUUCAAACGUAGAGAGGCCUAUUUAUCAGAUGAUGAAUUUCAGUCUGUUAUGGAAAUGACUAAAGGUGCAUUUUAUAAAUUGCCCAAAUGGAAGCAAGAUAUGAACAAGAAGAAAGCCGACCUUUUUUAGUAAGUUUGCAAAAUUGAACUUUUUAGACAUUGUUAUUUUAUUUUUCAUCUUCAUUUCAGGCUACAUGGUGGAUUUGGCAACCUGAUCUCUUUUAUUUUUCCACUCCACCUUUAGAUUAUUUGCUAUUUGUCCUUAUCAAUGUGGGUUAGCGUUAUGGAUUGGAGAGUUAAUUUUUCAUUUUUGGUUAUUAUAUGCUCUUGAUUUCUCAAUCCCAGUCUAUUUGUGGUUGUAAUUAUUUACUUCAAGAAUGUUCCGGGGUGUGAGUGCAUUAGUGUGUGGCUUUUAUCUUUUGUUUUUAUCAUGUUUUUGUCAAAAAGGAUGUAAAAUGCAUUUGCUUUGAGUAGGUGGAUUUUAUUGUUUUUUUUU
Messenger RNA from Impatiens glandulifera, 3545 nucleotides. RefSeq names its product villin-2-like. Bases 270 to 3179 code for a protein of 969 amino acids. Gene Ontology annotation, molecular function: actin filament binding. The record is from RefSeq and is a predicted model, not a curated record. The transcript is spliced from 24 exons. NCBI's taxonomy places the organism in Eukaryota, Viridiplantae, Streptophyta, Magnoliopsida, Ericales, Balsaminaceae. Gene Ontology annotation, biological process: cytoskeleton organization; actin filament severing.